Harpia harpyja (harpy eagle) is the source of this 9833-nucleotide messenger RNA. It is a transcript of the gene ATRN, whose product is annotated as attractin. The coding region runs from base 16 to 4281 and encodes 1421 amino acids. Gene Ontology annotation, molecular function: protein binding. Gene Ontology annotation, cellular component: Golgi apparatus. Lineage: Eukaryota; Metazoa; Chordata; Aves; Accipitriformes; Accipitridae. The transcript has 29 exons. The record is from RefSeq and is a predicted model, not a curated record.
AGGCGGCCGCGGCGGAUGGUCCGCGUUGUCCCGCCGCUGCCGCCGCCUCCCCCCGCCCGCCCCUCACGGAGUCGUCGGCGUCGGCGGCAGAUGGCGCGGCGGGGAGCGGGUUGGCGGGGUGGAAGGCCGUCACCGCCGACACCACCGACACCGCCGCCGCCGCCAUCGUCACCGCCACCGCCGCCGCGGCGGUUACUUUUGGCUUUAUUGCUGUUGUUAAUGCCGGCUUUACCGGGGUUAGGGCCCGCCGCCGCCGCUGCCGCCGCCGCCGCUGCCGCCGCCGAGGAGGUGGCGGCGAAGGAAUGCGACAAGCCGUGCGCUAACGGCGGGCGGUGCCAGCCGGCCAGCGGGCAGUGCGAGUGCCAGCCCGGCUGGGUGGGCGACCAGUGCCAGCACUGCGGGGGGCGAUUCCGACUCACUGGGCCUUCAGGGUAUGUAACGGAUGGGCCUGGAAAUUACAAAUACAAAACAAAAUGCACCUGGCUCAUUGAAGGAAGGCCAAACACAAUCCUCAGGCUUCGAUUCAAUCACUUUGCGACAGAGUGCAGUUGGGACCACUUGUAUGUGUAUGACGGAGAUUCAAUUUACGCUCCCUUACUGGCAGCUUUUAGUGGUCUUAUUGUUCCUGAGAAAGAUAGCAAUGAAACCGUACCAGAAGUUGUAGCUACUUCUGGAUAUGCCCUUCUGCAUUUCUUCAGCGAUGCUGCCUAUAAUUUAACAGGGUUUAACAUAACAUAUAAUUUCAAUAUGUGUCCCAAUAAUUGCUCCGGCCGAGGAGAGUGCAAACUCAAUAACAGCAGCAAUGCUCUUGAAUGUGAAUGUGCCAAAUAUUGGAAGGGAGAAGCCUGUGAUAUUCCGUACUGCACAGAUGAUUGUGGGGCACCCGAGAGAGGAUACUGCAACUUUAAUGAUACUAAGGCAUGUGUGUGCUCUGCAGGCUGGCAAGGUCCUGGCUGUUCAAUUCCUGCUCCUGCAAACCAGUCGUUUUGGACCCGGGAGGAAUACUCUCUUCCAAAACUUCCUAGAGCAUCUCACAAAACCAUAAUCCAUGACAAUAAAAUGUGGAUCGUUGGAGGCUAUGUCUUCAAUCAUUCCGACUCUCAGAAGGUUUUAGCGUAUGAUCUUAUUUCUGAAGAGUGGCUUCCACUGGACAACACUGUGAACUCCGUAGAGAUGAGAUAUGGUCAUUCGCUGGCAUUACAUAAGGACGAUAUAUACAUGUAUGGUGGAAAAAUAGAUGCGACGGGGAACGUGACCAGCCAGCUGUGGGUGUUCCACAUUCCCACCCAGACCUGGGCUCAAGUGACGCCGAAAGCCAAGGAGCAGUACGCUGUUGUUGGCCACUCGGCACACAUCGUCACCCUGCAAGACGACAGUGCCGUCAUGCUCGUCAUCUUUGGGCACUGCCCUCUUUAUGGGUACAUCAGCAAUGUCCAGGAAUACAACCUGGCCACAAAUACAUGGAACAUUUUACAAACGAGUGGAGCUUUGGUGCAAGGAGGGUAUGGUCACAGUAGUGUUUAUGAUCCAAAUACAAGAUCAAUUUAUAUCCAUGGAGGUUAUAAAGCAUUCAGUGCCAACAAAUACAGGCUAGCAGAUGACUUGUACAAAUAUGAAGUUAAUUCCCGUAUGUGGACUAUUCUUAAAGACAGUAAAUUUUUUCGCUAUUUGCACACGGCUGUGAUAAUGAGUGGAACCAUGCUGGUGUUUGGAGGAAACACGCACAAUGACACCUCCAUGAGCCACGGCGCAAAGUGCUUUUCUUCAGAUUUCAUGGCGUAUGAUAUUGCUUGCGAUCGGUGGUCUGUUCUUCCUCGCCCGGGUCUCCAUCACGAUGUGAACAGGUUUGGACACUCUGCCGUGCUGUACAACAGCACCAUGUACGUAUUUGGAGGCUUCAACAGCCUCCUCCUGAGUGACAUCCUGAAGUACACACCCGAGAGAUGUGAAGCUUUUGACAACGAAACGGCCUGCUUGCGAGCAGGUCCCGGCAUCAGAUGCGUGUGGGCUACCAGCCCUCCUCGCUGCGUCCCCUGGGAAAUGGCGACGGUAGAGCAGCAGCAAAAAGUCUUCGAAGACUGUCCUCCCAAGCCAGUUGUAGACAAUGAAAAAUGUGAUCAGAUUACAGACUGCUAUAGCUGUACAGCAAAUACAAACCACUGUCAAUGGUGCACUGACCAGUGUAUCUCAAUGCAUAACAACUGCACAGAGGAACAGGUUCCUAUUACUCUGUAUGACAGUUGUCCUAAAGAUAACCCUGCCUAUUACUGUAACAAAAAGACAAGUUGUAAAAGCUGUGCCAUGGAUCAAAACUGUCAGUGGGAACCUAGGAACCAGGAGUGCAUCGCUUUACCAGAAAAUAUCUGCGGAACAAACUGGCAUUUGGUUGGCAACUCCUGCUUGAAAAUUACAAACGCCAAGGAGAACUAUGAUCAUGCCAAACUGUCCUGCAGAUCUAACGGUGCUCUGCUGGCUUCUCUCACGACCCAGAAAAAGGUAGAAUUUGUUCUAAAAGAGCUGCAGAAGAUGCAGUCUUCGCCCAAAACUUUGACUCCAUGGGUUGGACUGAGGAAAAUCAACGUGUCGUAUUGGUGCUGGGAAGACAUGUCUCCCUUCACCAACACCCUGCUCCAGUGGCUCCCCGAUGAACCAAGCGAUGCUGGAUUUUGUGGUUAUUUAGCCGAGCCUUUCCAGCAGGGACUGAAGGCAGCAACGUGCAUCAACGAAGUCAAUGGCAGUGUCUGUGAAAGGCCAGCAAACCACAGCGCCAAGCAGUGCCGCACGCCCUGCGCCCUGCGGACGAUGUGCGGGGAGUGCACGAGCGGCAGCUCCGAGUGCAUGUGGUGCAGCAACAUGAAGCAGUGCGUGGACUCGAACGCCUACGUGGCCUCUUUCCCCUACGGGCAGUGCAUGGAGUGGUACACCAUGAGCAGUUGUCCGCCUGAAAACUGUUCAGGCUACUGCACGUGUGCUCACUGUUUGGAGCAGCCCGGCUGCGGCUGGUGCACUGAUCCGAGCAACACCGGCAAGGGCAAGUGCAUCGAGGGGUCUUACAGGGGUCCGGUCAAGAUGCCAACCCCAUCCGCAACAGGGAAACACAGCUUGGAGCCCGUCCUUAAUGUCAGCAUGUGUCCUGUGGAGAACAACUAUAAUUGGUCUUUUAUUCAGUGUCCAGCCUGCCAGUGUAAUGGGCACAGUAGGUGUGUAAAUGAAAGCAUCUGUGAGAAGUGUGAAAAUCUGACAACUGGCAAACACUGUGAAACUUGUAUCUCAGGCUACUAUGGCGAUCCUACUAACGGAGGAACAUGUCAGCCUUGCAAGUGCAAUGGCCACGCGUCUGUCUGCAACACAAAUACAGGGAAAUGUUUCUGCACCACCAAGGGAAUAAAAGGAGACGAGUGUCAACUGUGUGAAGUUGAAAACAGAUAUCAGGGAAAUCCACUUAAAGGAACGUGUUACUAUACUCUUCUCAUUGACUAUCAGUUCACCUUCAGUCUUUCUCAAGAGGAUGAUCGCUAUUACACAGCAAUCAACUUUGUAGCAACACCCGAAGAGCAAAACAGAGACCUGGACAUGUUUAUCAAUGCAUCUAAAAACUUCAACCUCAACAUUACUUGGUCCACAAGUUUUGCAGCUGGCACGCAGGCUGGGGAGGAAAUUCCAGUUGUUUCAAGAACCAAUAUAAAAGAAUACAAGGACAGUUUCUCCAAUGAGAAAUUUGAUUUCCGCAACAAUCCAAACAUCACUUUCUUCGUUUAUGUCAGCAAUUUUACCUGGCCGAUAAAAAUACAGAUUGCAUUCUCACAACACAGCAACUUUAUGGACCUGGUACAGUUCUUUGUGACAUUUUUCAGUUGUUUCCUGUCUUUGCUCCUGGUGGCAGCUGUGGUUUGGAAGAUUAAACAAAGUUGCUGGGCAUCGCGACGAAGAGAGCAACUACUCCGUGAGAUGCAACAGAUGGCAAGUCGCCCCUUCGCCUCCAUCAACGUUGCCUUAGAAACAGACGAAGAGCCGCCAGAUCUCAUUGGGGGAAGCAUAAAGACUGUACCAAAGCCAAUAGCGCUGGAGCCCUGCUUUGGGAACAAAGCAGCCGUUCUCUCUGUAUUCGUGAGGUUGCCUCGAGGACUUGGGGGUAUACCACCACCAGGACAGUCAGGUCUUGCAGUGGCCAGUGCACUGGUGGACAUUUCACAACAGAUGCCAAUUGCCUACAAAGAGAAAUCGGGUGCAAUACGAAAUCGGAAACAGCAGCCCCCUGCACAGCCAGGAACCUGUAUUUGAUGCAUGGACAUCAGAAACUGUUUAGGGUUUUAAACAAAAUGGAAAAGUAAUACCUAGGAGGAGGAGGAGAAGGAUUUCCAAGUUGUGUCACAAGAGACUAGAAGCACUCGGAAAAACACAACUUCCUUGAACCCAACUUUUUCUCUCAUCUACGUGAUAGUUGGCUUUGUUUGACAACUGCUCCACUUAAGUUUUACUGACACGUGGCUUCAGAUUGCUCCUUUGUUUUCUUGAAGUUUAAAGUAAAAUAAUUUUAUUGCAGGUCCAGUAACAUCCGAUCACCACCAUUCAUGGUCAGUGUAAAUAGAACAGUAGUCCAAUAUGAAUGACACUCAGGUUUAUACAUGGAAAGUGCUUUGUAGUUCAUGUAUUUAUCAAACUGUACAAAAAGAAAAAGAUGCAGUGUUUACAGGUGUCAGCUCUCAACACAUAAACACUACUAUUAAUCUUCAAAGCAUCUUCAUCCUUUGUUUUCAUUUAAUACUAUAUGUUUAUUCCUUCACUAUUUAAGUGGAACUCUCUUCCAGAUACAGCGUUUUUGUAGUCAUCAUGGUCCAGAACAUCAGGAACGCAAAAGCCGGCGUGGUUUAAAGGUUGAUGUUGCGUGUUGCUCAGACCACAUGCAAUACCUGGAGAAGUUGAAUGUUGCUUUUGAAGGACUCAGUGUUUACAUAGUCUUAACCUGCUUGGAGUACACCACACACAAGUGCCUAGACUUGAACAGAUCUAGGGAGCCAGGAGACUGCUACACACAUUUCUUUUCAACAUAAUUAUAUUCCUUUUAAAUAUAUAUAUACACACAGAGAGAUAUAUAUAGUCACCCAAGGCAAUCUGUGUUCUUUGUAAUAUAUCACGUGCAGUCAGGGGAAAAUGGCAUUCUCCUGACCAAAAAACUACUCAACCAGAUGGGAAAUAUCUGGAGGGAAAGUAGAGUUUCAGUAUCUCAUAAGACAACUCCUGGUUUCACCAGCUCUUUUAAUAGAAGCAGUUUGUGUUCCAGGUCAGAUACAUUAUAUUUCUUCUGAUUUUUCUCUGCCCGUUUGGUCUCUUUCUCUGCCCCUUCCCUCCUGCCACUCUUCUGGAUGAGAGCUGAGGUGUGCCGGGGCUCAGAGCCAUCGCUCCUCAGCAGUAAGGUUUGCUCUGUCUCCUUAAAGGGUGCAAAAAGCAACACUCCAGGUGCCAGAUCAUUUGAGGAUGGAGUAAAAAAGACCUUUAAAUAAAAAGCAAGGAGAGCAGCUUCGUUUGGCCGCAGGUUUGAGUUCUACACGAUCAGUUACUGAUAUUUCCCAUUGGGGUUGAACUCUCGUAGACGUUGAAGAAGGUUUCCCAUUGGGGUUGAACUCUCGUAGACGUUGAAGAAGGUUUCCCAUUGGGGUUGAACUCUCGUAGACGUUGAAGAAGGUGGCUUGUUGGUGAAAAGGAAGGGACUUGCAAACAGCAAAGUUAAGGCUUGGCUUUUGGGGGACGUAUCAAACCGUCUCAAGUACUCUGACUAGUUGGAAUUACGUUUUGAGGUUCAAGGUUGGACUUAACCCAUCAAGUCUGCACAUGCUGGUGCCCAGUGUCUCCCUCGAUUCUGGAACGUGGCGCAGUGCCGGGGCCACGCAAAGUUGUGAUGUCGAAGCCGGUAGGAAGGUGUUACGUGAAGGUGCCAAACGAGGCGUGUAAUUGUUGCUUAAUCACAGUAAGUGCAGUUUCAUUCAGGUCGCUGAGUUGCUGGUUUCUGAUGAGGACAUCUAGUAUUUAUGAAAUGGAGAACUAACAGAUCGAGGGCAGCGAAGGAAAGUGCUCUUGAGUCUUCUGACCAGGUAGCACCCUUUUCCAAAACGAAACCCAAGUAACUGCGUCCUUUUUUGUGCACGUUUUGGUGAUGGAUCACAUAUCAGCCACUCAUUUUUGCUUUUGGUGGGGUUUUUUAGCCAUGUAUUUCAAAGAAGCUCUUUGGAGCGCGGUGGCUUCGCAAUAAAGACAUGAAUUGCUGUGCGUGUCUGGACAGCAGUGAUGGGGACAGCCUGCUGGUUUAAAGAUAGUGGUGGAUUAUAAUUCUGAUUUAAUGUGUCAUUUAAUAAAUACAAUGGGACUGCAGAAAAAAUAUUGUCGAAAAAAUGCAUUUUUUAUAUAUACACGUGUGUGUGUGUAUUUAUAUUUAUAUAUAUAUUUAUAUAUAUAUAUAUAUAAAAAAAAUGCAUCCGUUUCUAAACUAGAAGUUAACUGCCCUCUGGGGAGAAGAAAUUAUGGGAGGGAGAGGGGUGAGCUUUGUCCUUUAGAAUUGAAGGGGUUUAGGCAAUGUAAGUUUUAACUGAUGCACAGAUUACCUCAGACAGAUUCAUCUCCUGAAAAUAUUUUCUAACUUCCUAUGUGUAUAAGGCUAACCUGAACUAGAGAAAUAAUACUGGACUAAAAUCCCUCCCCUGUUAUUACUUUACAUGUUUUCAGUCGCGAUGCACAUCCUCAUGUUCAGAGAUGUCGUCGUCUUGUUUCUCCAACACUUUUUUGGGGAGGAGAACUGCCAACCCAAAUUGAGAAAGCUCUUGUGCUUAAGUCUCCAUAUUCAGGACAGCACUUAAGCAGGUGCUUAGAAGUUGUUGCUUAGGUUUUCCUGAAGAGAAACAGCUUUCAGAACAAUAGGCCCGGAGGAGUGAUGUAGUUUUACAUUAACAAAAAGAUGUAAAUGUGGUUUGUUUCCCACCCACCCCCCCCCCAAAAAGCUGGGUUGUCUGGUCUCAAAAGCUUAUGGUGGAGCGUGCCCAGAAGUGUAGCCACAAAGUGAGGUGUCAGAUCUUGGAAAGACGAGCAAAAAUGAUCAAACUUUGAGGUUUAGCAGAACCAAAAAAUGUAAAUAGAGGAACAAGACUUAUUUAUAUAAAUAAAAUGAAACAGCUCCUUUAGGAUGUAGCUCUGCUCUGCAUCUUAUCUCCAUAUUGAUGAGGGAAAAAGAGAACUCAUACAUAUUUCUGCUGCAAACAGUUUCAUCCCAACUUAAAGGUAAAACAGAGAUGAAGGUGGGAAUGGAUGGGGGGAAGAAGAAUUGCCGGUGGUUUAUCACCAGGCCAAUAUCAAAAGUGAAGGAUUUGUGGGUUUAUUUCUUUUGGAGGUGAGGGCGGGGGAAGAGCAACCUUAUUUCAUGGGAGAAUCUGUAAAUAAAUGAAAAAUAACACACCGAUUUUGCACUUGUACAUAAACUAUACAGUAGCGUGCAGAACAUUGAAAGAUUUAAAGUGUAUAUAAACCAGAAAAAUAUUGAAUGUAUUUUUGAUGCAUUUUAAAUGAUGUAUGAGUUUUGUCUUAAGAACUUCUUCAUAUGAUGAGUAUUAGAUAACUUUCCAGAGCUUUAAAGAAACAUCAAAUUAUAUUCGUGAUAUCUUGCAGUAUAAAGCAGGGAGGCAUAACUUGACUUUUAUGUAUUCAAAUGCAUUUCACUUAAAUGUAUAAGCGCAGUAAAAUACGGCUCUUCCAUUUGAAAGGGGGGAAAAAAACGCUUGAAGACAAGUAAUAAAUGUACUUAAAGUAGUCAUUACUUGGAGGAUUAAGUCAGCAGUUUAAGCCUCUACCAUUAAGAUUGUGCCAGUGAUUUCCAUUCAAAAUCACUCUUUUCAAGCGUUUAUAACUGGCUGAAAUUCAGCAUUCAAGGUCUCAACCCUCAGAACAAUUUUAUUCUUUGAGAGUAGCCUUUUAAAAAAAAAAAAAAAAUUAAAAAUCAGAAAUGUUGUAGUCCUUUUAUUCUAGAAAGCAACAGUGCCAUUGGAUCUCCAAAUCACAUACAUUUUUUUUUUUUGGUGCACUGUUUUCCAUUCUUUUUAGCCCACGAUUUUCUCUGGACUGUUGUAGCGUGAGUGACAGGAGACCCUGCCACAGCACGGGUCAAGAUGUUGGAUACAAGAAGAUUUAUGGGACACAACUUUUGAGUUAUUGCCACUCUCCCUGGGCUUAAAAUGCGCUGUAUCGAAAUUGCCAAAAUAAAGCUAUACACGAUGGGGUAAUGCCUGUGAUUAGCAUAAAGUCAUAGCGUAUAAUGUACCAAAAUUUGAUGGUGUGGUACCAUAAAAGCAUGACAGGCCCUGUUGGCAGAUACACGCUUCUUAGGGGUAGUUUGUAUACUAAAUAUUGCUCAGAAACAUCAUUUUCCCUGCAGUAGGCGUUUACCAAAAUACAUAGUCGCUGGGUUUAUAGUAUGGUUUUAAAAUGGCAGCUCAGCUUGCUUGGCCCUAAAUAAGCUGAAAUGAGCUUUUGAUGAAAUACCCUCACUCAAGAGGCUGAAAUAAAACUUGAGGCUUUCCCCAUAACCCGCUGAAGGUCCAGUGCCGCAAAGAUGAGGCUGAUUCUCUGUCCUUAACGGCUCCCGGUGUUAGCAGCUGCUUUUUCUUUUCCACGAGACCCCGAGUUAGGGUCGGAGCAUCAGCUCCAUCUCUGAACCUGCAAAACCCUUUUCCCUGCAAACAGGGAUUUGCCGGCACUGAGCUUGCGAGAAAGCAAAGAACGGACCCUACGUGCCAGGAGCGACUUUUAAACUCAUCCAUCCAACUCCACAGUAAGCUGCCGAUGUCUCUUCUUUUCCCGUUUCCUUUUUAUCUUCAUUUGGGAAUACCAUAGGGAAAGGGAGGGAGGGGGUUUGGGGUUUUUGGAGCCGCCGGAGCAAAGCUGCGAAAGCAGGUUGGGAGAGUCGUGCGUGUUUUAAAUGGAAAAGUACCGCGGGCAGAUGCGCGCCGGAGCGUUCAGGGACGCGGGAGCGAAGGGAAGGGAGGGAUAGGUGUGCGUUUCUCAUUUUUGGACGUGUUGUUGGCAAUUUUAGUCAAAUUCACGCUCUUUCUGUUGAUAGCUGCUUAAAUUAAAUUAGUUUCCAUUGCUAGGAAUACUACAAUAAUGUGUAUAUGCUGGGUUUUUCUGCUCCUGCAUCAGGGCAGGUUUUGUUCAGUUUAUUAUUUCGUUCUAACACUACACGUGGACUAUUUUUGUGCGUCUUCCAGGUACUAUAGUUCUUUACAUAUUUCCUCUACAUUUAUCAUUGAUUCCACAAACAUCACCAGAAGAAAGAAGAAGAAAAAAAAAAAAAAAUUGUGGAGGAGUGUAACAUAUGUCAGUCCAUUAUUAUUUUUUUUUUAAAAAAAGCAAAAAGAAAAUAAAAAUAAAGAGUUUUAUAUUACUCUGAAAUUUGUGCACAAUAAAUGUUCUUUACACUAAGAUCCUUGAAUUAAUUGUAUUCUGGAUUUUUUUCGGUGUUCUGUAAUUAUUUUCGAUUCUUAUCUGUGUUCAGACUUGAGCUUAGUUUGUUAAUAUGUAUAAUUUAGCAUUUAUUGCAUUCAUAUGUAAAUAUGAGCAAGUAUUGUAAACUAUUUCAUUGCCGGGGGUUGUGGGUGUUAUACAUACACACAUUUAGGACUGCAGUUUUUGGUAUAAUUUUUUGUAUUGUAAAAUAACAGCUAAUUUAAAGCAGGAACGAGAAAAUUAUUGGGAGGUCUGUGCAUUUUAAAUACAAAUGUGAAGUACAUGUAUAUAAAUAAAAGUAAAUAAUGCAAAUCUUUCCUCUGAAAUAAAAAGUAGAUGAUCUGGUUAAA